AUGUCAUCUCACAAGAAGCGGAGGAUUGAUGGUGUUGAGACACCCAAGCCUAUGAGUGCUAUAAGUGCUCUCGCCGCUCGUCGUCGCGAAGCAGCCUCGACUCCUCCAGCUACACAGAAAACCCCAGAGGCCAACGACGACGAUAAGCCAAUCGUCACCACCACCAACUAUUUCAGCCCCCUUCGAAGAAGCGACAGCCAAAAUGGAUCCUCGCCAACUCCUAAGAAGAGUGUUUCGAAACCUUCACGCCAACAACGAGUUACUGACUCGCUUGCUGCUCAUCCUAAAGCCACUGCGCUGGCAAGCAAUACUCCGGGUACUACAACUCCCGAAUCCACUGUAUCUCCUCAACGUGUGAUUCAGUACUCGUCUUUUCGUCUGUCGAAACAGAACCACCGGACCAAGUCUGGGGGCGUGGUAGACCUGCGGCUCCCUAACAGCGAGCGGUUUAUGGUGAUUGGGAGCUUCGGAGUUCGUGUAGUUCAAGGUGAGGUGACCUUGGCCGGUGCCACUCUGCGUCCCUCAGAGACAAUCGAAUGGGUUCACGCUCCUCAUUGCCAUGCCAUUCCGGUGUUGAGGACUACGGAGAACACGAGAUUGGAGCUUCAUCCAGAUUCAAAUUCGCGGGGCCUACGCCAACUUAGUCGCAUCUCUCCUCUAUUCAGGAGAAUGUGGAACGAACCCUCUGAAACAGGCUCGGGGAAGAAAACUUCAAGGGAAGCCACUUUCCAGAUUAUAUGUACCUCGGAAGAUGCACCUAAGAAGUGUAUACUCCAGGACCUGGUCUCCCCUCCCGCAUGGAACAAGAAGCUGGCUUCUUUAUUAUCAACAAGUCGCAAAAAGCCCUCUCUUUCAACGCUAGUAUGCGGCCCAAAGUCGUCAGGAAAAUCUACAUUUUCUCGACUCUUUGUGAAUCGACUAGUAACUGACCGGCCCCCAAGUCAUGCUCCGAAGAGGGUUGUGGUUCUCGACCUGGACCCAGGACAACCGGAAUAUGCGCCAGCAGGGACCCUGUCACUGGUUGUAGUCACGAAACCGAACUUGGGUACACCUUUCACACACCCUGGUGCCAAUACUCCCGCCUUUAAUAUUCGACGCUGCCAUUCUAUGGCCUCUGUUACCCCUGCUUCAGACCCAGACCUCUACUUGGCAUGUGCCAUGGAUUUGUUUGAUACCUACCGCAAGGACUUGGCCGACCUGCCACUUAUCGUCAAUACUCCCGGGUGGAUUCUGGGAACGGGCUUAGAUCUACUAUCAGAACUGAUCGAAAAAACGAGCCCAGGGGAAGUGUUAUACAUGUCAGAGGAAGGCCCUUUGGAGACAGUUGACGCCUUACGGGCUGCCACAAAGACAGCAUUCACAGAACUUCCCUCCCAGCAAUCCGAGUUCACUUCUCGAACGGCCGCACAUUUGCGAGCGAUGCAGACGAUGUCUUAUUUCCACCUCCAAGAAAUGGCUACAAGCUCACCAGAAGGAUCAAAACUAACCACGUCAACAAAAUGGAACCCGUCGCCUCUCUCUUGCAAGCCUCCAUUGCUUGUCAAGUAUUCAUCGCCAACCCGCGGAAUCCUAGGCUUUUUAUCCUACGACUACCAAUGUCCCCCGGAACUGUUGGCAGAUACAGUAAAUGGUCUGGUAUUGGCGGCAGUGGAGAUUGAAGAUACCAGAGCUUUCUCUGGAUUUUCUAACAUGGACGUUGAUAUCGGUGGCCCUGUGCCGCUCAUCUCCACGACCCCCGAAGGCCUCCCGUUUAUACCCAAUUACGACGAUGCCGCUUUAGAUCCCCGGCACUCUCGGACCAUUGGACUAGUCCUUCUACGGGGCAUUGAUACCAAGUCAAAUGCCCUUCAACUGAUCACUCCUAUUCCUCUAGAGGAGUUCAAGCGUGCUAGGUCACAAGGAAGGCACAUAAUCCUGCUUCACGGUAAAUUCGAUGCUCCGAGCUGGGCAUACACCGAAGACCUCUAUGAGAAAGCGGGUGCGGAUGAGGGAAGCAACGAUGUGCUUGAAGUUACGGAUGAAGAUACAGAAGACGACAGCUCGGAUGCUGAGCCGGAAGCGGCAGCGAAAGUCAGUGACUUGACAGAAGUUCCCUGGGUAGAGAUUCUGAAAGGGAGCGACAAACGGCCUGUAGGGUCUCGAGUAUGGAGGGUGAGAAGGGACCUCGGUCGCAACAACACAGGAGACUAG
Fusarium vanettenii 77-13-4 is the source of this 2190-nucleotide messenger RNA. RefSeq lists its product as uncharacterized. The transcript is spliced from 6 exons. Gene Ontology annotation, biological process: cleavage in ITS2 between 5.8S rRNA and LSU-rRNA of tricistronic rRNA transcript (SSU-rRNA, 5.8S rRNA, LSU-rRNA). The record is from RefSeq and is a predicted model, not a curated record. Bases 1 to 2190 code for a protein of 729 amino acids. Gene Ontology annotation, molecular function: polynucleotide 5'-hydroxyl-kinase activity. Gene Ontology annotation, cellular component: nucleus. Lineage: Eukaryota; Fungi; Ascomycota; Sordariomycetes; Hypocreales; Nectriaceae.